AUGAGGGCCGUGAAAUACGUGCGUGAGGAGCAGCUGUUAGGGGCUGCAAGAGGACCUGAGAUCGGAUAUGGCCUGUUUGAAGUGAGGAUGGACGCGGUGGAGCUGGACAGGCUUCAGGAGGAGCUCGAGGAGCGCACGCAGGCGUUGGAGAGUUUGAAAGAGCAACAGGAUGAUCUGCGUCGGAACUUUGAGAAAACACUGGCCUCUCAAAGGAGUUACGACGUAUUUCUCAAGAGUGAAGAGAAUAAUAAAGCUGCUCAGAAGGCAGAGAGGGAGAGAGAGGAGGUGCUUCAGAGGGAGGUGGAGAUGAAGAGGCUGCAGAAGGAAUAUUCUGAGAUGAUGGAGAAGAAACAGGAGAUGCUGCGCCAGGUGCAGAGAUAUUCAAUAUACAAGGACUUCAUGGAUGAUGUGUGCAGAAUAACCAAGUUCAAAGACGCAGACGUGCUCAUGGAGCACGUGGACAGGCUGCUCCAUGUCAAACAGCAACUCUGGGAGAAAGCCAGUGAAACACAGGAGAAGGUCGACCAGCAGAGAAAAGCAGCCGCGGUGCUGGAGGACCAGCGUAAUUCGUUCAUUCUUCAGAAGAAGAAUGAGCUGUCCCAGCUCCAGCGCCAGCUUGAGAAGACCUGCUCUGAAGCUCUGAAAUGGGAGAAGAAGUGGAACCACAUUAAGGAAACAGCAGCAAAGAAGACACUCACGCUGGGCCAGAUCAAGAUGGCGACGCUCAACCUGUAUGAGAUGAUGGGUGCUGUGAUUGGAGAGGAAGGUGUCGACAUGAAUCACACAGAGAGACAGCUGGAUCAAAUCAAGAUGUAUUUGGAGGACCACAUUGACAUAAUGCAACAAUAUGGUGUACGAAGAUCAAGCAACGAAAAGAAGGGAGACAAAGCCUCCAAAAAGUCUGUUAAGUGA
Molecule: messenger RNA, 912 nt
Organism: Salarias fasciatus (jewelled blenny)
Lineage: Eukaryota; Metazoa; Chordata; Actinopteri; Blenniiformes; Blenniidae
Gene: cfap73
Product: cilia and flagella associated protein 73
Exons: 7
Coding region: 1-912 (303 amino acids)
Source: RefSeq, a predicted model, not a curated record